GGAGGGAGAGGAGGACUGAGGCCCAGGGUGGGCACCAGCCGGCCAUGGCCGCAGCUGAGACCGCCUUGCCUUCCAUCAGCACGCUGACCACCCUGGGCCCCUUCCCGGACACACAGGAAGACUUUCUCAAGUGGUGGCGCUCUGAGGAGGUGCAGGACUUGGGUCCGGGUCCCCCUGAUCCCACCGGGCUGCCCCUCCACGUGAGGCCGGAGUCGCAGGACGCGCCCAGGGAGGACGAAGACGACGAGAGGGACUCGGCUACCUCCUGGGAUCUGGAUCUCCUUCUCACCAAUUUCCCGUGCCCGGAGCCGGGCGGCGCGCCCCAAACCUGCGCUUUGGCGCCGGGCGAGUGCUCCGCGGCGCAAUUCCCGCUGCCGCCCCCGCAGCUGCCGCCGCAGCCGCAGCCGCAGCCGCAGCCGCAGCCGCCGCCACCCGAGACUCUUGGCUCGUAUGUGGGCGGCUCGGGGCUGGUGGCUGGGUUCUUGGGUCCCGAGGAGCACCCGGGCUGGGCACGCCCGGCCCCCAGAGCCCCGGGCCCCGACGCCUUCGUGGGCUCCUCCCUGGGCCCGGUUCCCGAGCCCAAGGCACUGUCGCUGCAGCCGGUGUACCCGGGGCCAGGCGCGAGCUCCUCCGGCAGCUACUUCUCGAGGACCGGGCUUUCGGUGCCCACGGCGCCAGGCGCCCCCUACGGGCUGCUGUCCGGGUACCCAGCGCUGUACCCGGUCCCGCAGUACCAAGGGCACUUCCAGCUCUUCCGCGGGCUCCCAGCGCCUGCUCCCGGCCCCACCGCACCCCCCUCUUUCCUGAGUUGUCUGGGACCCGGGACGGCGGGUGCGGGACUCCGGGGGACCGCAGGAGACCCAGGGGGGAUCGCGGAGGCCGCACCAUCCAAACGCAGCCGGCGAUCGUGGGCGCGCAAGAGGCAGGCGGCGCACACAUGCACUCACCCGGGCUGUGGCAAGAGUUACACCAAGAGCUCACACCUGAAGGCUCAUCUGCGCACGCACACAGGAGAGAAGCCCUACGCCUGCACGUGGGACGGCUGUGGCUGGAGGUUCGCGCGCUCAGACGAACUGACCCGCCACUACCGGAAGCACACCGGACAGCGCCCCUUCCGGUGCCAGCUCUGCCCGCGCGCUUUUUCGCGCUCCGACCACCUGGCCUUGCACAUGAAGCGUCAUCUUUGAGCCCUGCCCCAACACUUGGACCUUCCUGGGGAUUGGGGAUGGAACAAGAGCAGAUCCACGCAGGGUGGUUUUCCCUCGGAUGGACCCUCUCCCGGAUUCGCAGUCCCACAGAUCCACCCAAAGAUCAAGGACUGGCCCAGAGACAGACCUGUGGGAGCCUCCAGCCAAAACUCCCACACGUCCUCAGCCACAGGGAGCCACACAGAGACAUCCAGUGGUCACACAAACACAACGAGACAACCCUCCAAAUAAAUGGGCUCAGUUGGACACUCAGACACUUCGGACAGAGAGACAGACCCUCAGAGAGCUGGACCCUCAGACCAGUUUACAAGACGCCCUGGGCAGUGGGAGUUGGGGGUUGUGGGGUGAGGCUUCCCAGAGACCCUGGGCCUAGCAGGGGACUUCACAUCGUGACUAAUGAAGCUCUGCAUAGUGCCUGGAUCUGCUGUGAAUGGUUAUGGGUCCUGUACCAAUGCCCUUCCCAGAUAAAGGUUCAGCGUUGGCCUGA
Messenger RNA from Neofelis nebulosa (Clouded leopard), 1695 nucleotides. RefSeq names its product KLF transcription factor 1 (gene KLF1). The record is from RefSeq and is a predicted model, not a curated record. Lineage: Eukaryota; Metazoa; Chordata; Mammalia; Carnivora; Felidae. The coding region runs from base 45 to 1187 and encodes 380 amino acids. The transcript has 3 exons. Gene Ontology annotation, biological process: regulation of transcription by RNA polymerase II. Gene Ontology annotation, molecular function: DNA-binding transcription factor activity, RNA polymerase II-specific; RNA polymerase II cis-regulatory region sequence-specific DNA binding.